CGGCACGAGCGUCCCAGUCGCGACAAGCACUCGUUUGUUAUCCGCAGCGAGCGUAUGCCUUGCAAAUAAGUAUGUCUGGGUCUGGAGAAAUGCCAGGCUUGUCAUGCAUAUUUUCCAUGACCCAUGAUGUCUAUGAUGCAUGCCCUAGCAUCACAGAUAUUGCGAGGGCUUUCUGAUGCUCAUACCGCUUGAGAAAUGCCCUGCCCACGUAGGAAACACUAAGCCCCUUUUGGUUUUCAUGCAAAACAGAUUUUAUGUAGGAUCCAAAGGCACCAUCACAAGUUGCACCAGACAGAUUUGCACUGGAUAGAGCGCUCUCGCGAACGACAAGACUUCCCUGGUGGAGAUCAAUCCGGAAAAUCAGACGCUUUCCUUUCUGACUGACCGGGUGCCGAACUUGUUUCAAAAUCACGAGUGGCACUUGCGUCAGCCCGAUGGGUACCUGGUCAACGAAGAGGGCAGUCAUUUAGUUUUCCGUUCGACGCCGCCGCGGGAAAUCCCGGUUUUGGAGACGUUCGGAGGUACUUUCAGUCUUUAUCGAUUUCUAUACACGUGCCGCAGCUGCUCGUCCGGGCUACAUCAUCUUACAGUAUGUCAUCUUUUCUUGAUGUUCCUUCACCCGUUUUUUUUUUAGCAUCAGUUACCUCCUCUGUAGAUUUUGAAAUGGCGAUAAGUCUUAUAUAUGAGCAGGAGGCGAAGGCGUUAUGUCACGCAAGUUUUCUCUUGACUUGAGUCGUCCACCUCGUGCAACAUGCAUCAGCACACCAGAAAGACGUUUUACAGAUCUGAUCUACUUCUAUCAGGGGCGCCCUCCAUGCCGCAGCAUGGGCUGGAGAACCUGGAAGUAUUUCAACCCGUGACUGCCAACCCGGAGGGCGAUAUCGUAUUCAAAAACGUCCCCACACCCAGCCCAUAGUUGUAAUGCAAACCUGCAUGCUCUUGAAAAUGUUUCUCAUGCGGAGCCCCAUGAGAUUAGUCGUGUUUUGGAAUUUGUCAUGCUCAGCAUGAUGUACUAGAUCAGAUCUGUGAUGCUGCUCAACUACCUCAAACAGCACUACGCUACGAGUCCAGCUUUGUGUUGCAAAACAGCCACAGCUUGUGGAUUUGUCUAGCCGAUUCUCCAUCUUGACUGUGGUGUGGGGACGUUUUUACAUAGGAUAGACGACCAGGUUUCCCCUUUCAAAAUGCUCCCAGAAGACUUGCAGAAGUUCUACGCGGAGUACUAUCAUGACGACUACUACAUUACCGGCAAAGCCUAUGCAAGAAAAAAACUGUGUAAGUGUAAAUUUGUGUUGCGGACGAUGCAAGACAAUUACCCCUGUCAUGCCGGACAUGCAUCACAGGCUUUUUCCGUAGCUGUUUUCUGGCACUGGCUUACGCAUGACAGGUUUAUUUCUGUGUCAUGCAGAGCAAACUUGUGAUGCUAUUCCAAUUCCUCCAAGAUAAAAGUUACACUAACACAGUUUUUUUCUUGGAUAAAGCCCCCGACGCCAGCACGGUGCGCGGUCUGCAAGAGGGUC
Amoebophrya sp. A120 is the source of this 1520-nucleotide messenger RNA. Lineage: Eukaryota; Dinophyceae; Syndiniales; Amoebophryaceae. The record is from the annotation of a GenBank genome assembly.